Messenger RNA from Amoebophrya sp. A120, 230 nucleotides. The record is from the annotation of a GenBank genome assembly. NCBI's taxonomy places the organism in Eukaryota, Dinophyceae, Syndiniales, Amoebophryaceae.
AUGGUCCUGGUCGACAACGUCGAGAACCUCGAAGCGGUCGGCUUAGACCACAGCUGGCAAGCCGGAUCGCAAUACUUCGGGGCGCACGGCGAGAAUCGCCUGGAAGAACUCGGGCGCCGCGCCUUCAUUUUCCGCAGGGACUCGAUGGCCAAGCCCCCCGCGUUACUACAGUUAUCAUGGGCCCGCUUAGAUAGCGAACCCAUGACGGCAAAGCAAGGCGCGCAAGGGCC